GAAUCCCGUACAGUUUGCAUUGCUGAAGCACUGCGACCAGCCUUGCCCAGUCAGCAGGGACACCAGAAAAACAGAACAUAUUGCCACUUUUGCCAUCACUCAAGAAAAUCUACUGAGACAAAUGAACACAAGAGGGAGGCAGUAGGUUUUGGUCCUACACACCAACACCCACGGAUUGACCUACUACCUGCUGAUUGGUUAGCUCAUGCCACG
Messenger RNA from Geodia barretti, 213 nucleotides. NCBI's taxonomy places the organism in Eukaryota, Metazoa, Porifera, Demospongiae, Tetractinellida, Geodiidae. The record is from the annotation of a GenBank genome assembly.